AUGCUGUACGACAACUCUCGUUUCUUGGCGCUGUGCGUCAUCAUCCUCCUUGCCUCUGGCUACUCUUCUCUGAUCCUGCGCGUCUAUGUGCGGCUCAAGAAAAACGCUUGGGGCUGGGACGACACAGUUGCAGUCAUCUCCUCGGUCCCGUUCGCAUGGCUGUGCGCCGAAACCAUCAUUGCAGCCAACAAUGGGCUCGGCGCUCAUGCCGAGCACAUCACACCCGCCAUGCAGCUACAGGCCUACAAGGCUUUUGUUCUGUUCCAAGUCGCCUACUGCAUAUCCAUCAUCCUCAUCAAGAUCAGCAUCGCACUCACCUUUGUCCGCAUCAUGACCGACCAGACCAUCAUGCUAUGGGUCCUUAGAAUCACCAUUGCAAUCUUCGUAUCCGUUACUCUCUCCGUUGCUAUUUACUGCAUGUUCCAAUGCCGCCCCAUCGCUAAGAGUUGGGAUCCUACGAUCGAAGGAUACUGUGAACCCGCCAAUAUUCUCGCAUCCCUUAGCAUGACGGUUACCGUCUGCAGCAUCAUCAGCGAUCUCAUCAUCGCCGCGCUCCCGAUUCCCCUGCUCUGGAAUGUUCAGAUCAACAGAUCUGCCAAGUUUGCCGCCGGCUUCCUUCUCUCCCUCGGCUUGUUCGCGUGCAUUUGUGCCAUCGUUCGGCUUUCAUAUACCCUGGCAUUGAAUUCCACCGAAGAUUAUCUCUUCCAUGUCUACGGCGUGACGGUCUGGUGCUUUGCCGAAGUUGGCGUCGCAUUGACAGUUGGCUGCCUCAGCACACUCCGCCCGCUCUGCGUCUCAUGCCUCGGCGGCAGCAUGAAGAGCACAGGACGGCAGACGACGAGUUUCCGCAACGGCACCGGGUACGAACUACGGAGCAAGAACGGCGUCAUCCACUCUACCGUCGACCACGGCCAAGUGUCGUCGGGCGCCGUGGCGACGAGCGACGGCGGUGCCAGUUUCACCGACAACGAAAGCAACCGCAGCAUCCUCGGACCGUCGGAGAUUCGCGUGAUCAAACAGUACCAUGUGGAUAGCAGGUCGGCUGUAUAG
Diplodia corticola is the source of this 1050-nucleotide messenger RNA. Its product is annotated as integral membrane family protein. The transcript is spliced from 7 exons. The record is from RefSeq and is a predicted model, not a curated record. The coding region runs from base 1 to 1050 and encodes 349 amino acids. NCBI's taxonomy places the organism in Eukaryota, Fungi, Ascomycota, Dothideomycetes, Botryosphaeriales, Botryosphaeriaceae.